Loa loa (African eye worm) is the source of this 744-nucleotide messenger RNA. RefSeq lists its product as hypothetical. The coding region runs from base 1 to 744 and encodes 247 amino acids. The transcript is spliced from 4 exons. Lineage: Eukaryota; Metazoa; Nematoda; Chromadorea; Rhabditida; Onchocercidae. The record is from RefSeq and is a predicted model, not a curated record.
AUGGCGGCGGCUUCGGCAGUUGUAUCGGCAAAAGAACGCUUACCUCCAUGUGAACUUAUUCCAAAGUUGCUAUGCUGUACCGAAAGAAUUUUGGAUAAAUGUCUUAUCCAUUGCUUAAAUUAUAUUUCUGCUAAAUGUCUACAUAAAAUGCAAAAUUAUUACAAAAUUAUUACAUCAAUGAUUGGUUCAUAUCAAAAGACAGGAUCAAAUUUCUACAAUCAACAAGUCACCUGUAUUUCUACAGCAGUCUUAACCACCACAUUACCUGAACCUAUUACCCAAAAUGUUCGUCGACAACUGAUUAAAAAACCAAUGGUGUUUGUUGAAUCAAAUGAAUCAUCCAAGAAAUCAUUUGAAUUUCCAAAUGCACCAAAUUAUCAAACUGACGGAGACUAUAUUUGCCUAAAUCGUCGAUAUCCAAACACUGAAGUAUCAGAUUCUAAUCUUCCAUCCAAUUCUGCUGUUAAAAUUUCUCAACCAUCUUACUCACCAUAUUUAUCAAGAAAGCUAAUCGAUGAAGUAUUCCUAAUCUGUUGUCAACAUCAUGUACCGUCAAAUUGUUAUAAUUUAUGUACAUACGAGCAUCGCGAACAUAUCGCAAUGGAAACGCUAAUCCAAGCGAAUAAACAAAAUGCUUGCGAUUUGAAGUAUCUCAACAAUAUCGUGUAUUGCGCGAAUCAAAAUCGAAAUAAUCAGAAAUUGUUGCCAAUUUCUUGGGAUGAUAUCAUCGAAAUAACAAAUUGA